Molecule: messenger RNA, 4039 nt
Organism: Panicum virgatum (switchgrass)
Lineage: Eukaryota; Viridiplantae; Streptophyta; Magnoliopsida; Poales; Poaceae
Exons: 5
Coding region: 1162-4005 (947 amino acids)
Source: RefSeq, a predicted model, not a curated record
GUCAGUGGGUUCAGCACUCAAGGCUGCCCGUCUCAAGGACACAAAAACAAAUUAAAUGUCGGUUUCGUCAUUUGUUGUCGCGUGAUGCGUCAUUUUAUUCUGCCGCCGCGGAACAGGCACUGUAAGCAUUUGAAAAGUUUCAAAUUUCAAAUCAAGCGUCUCUGUCCAUAUGCGCCAUCCUGUUCAAACUUCCUAGUGCAGGGUAGUUGACAUUUGACAAAAAGGGAGCAAAUGUACUCCGGGAUCGCUACGUGUUCCCUCGGACAGUAAAUUGAAGAUGUAGCAGGUGGCCGUGUGUCUCUAGUUCAGUUACGAGGAGUACUUGACAUGUCCGUGUACCGCAGCAGCAACUUUCUCUUUGCUUUGACCUCACUCUUCGGUUAGCUAGACAGUAGACAUGAGUCGGCAGCCCAACAUCCAACAAUAGGUAGAUGCACCAUCACCGAACGUGCCGGGGCAUCUGAGCAGCCUAAUCGCCCUGUAAUGAUAGAAGCUUAGCUAGGCUGUUGUACGAGUAAAUUGUUACCAUCGCUAUGUUCCGUUACUGAUGCUGUCUAGCAUUACAAGCAACGUUUCACUUUUCCUGACCUGCCUUGCCUUGAAUUGCACCCAACCCUCCGUUGGAGCCAUAGUAACCGCAGAUUUCUGGAACAACUUUGAAGUUUGGAUCAGGAUUAGACAUUAGCUUAGGCCAGUAACAGCUACUAGACGUGCCAGGAAAACGAACAAAACCCCAGAGAUGUCAGCGCAGAAAGGUUAGCCGCUGACAGGGCUGUCACCUACGCAUCACGCAAGCCGAGUCACAUGCAAAGAAACAAACAAGAACAGUCAUGAGACGUCGCUUCCUAUCUGCAACAGCCAACAGUGCCAAGAGAAGCCUGCAGAGAGCGUCCCCACAAGUCCACUCCUGGCGUCCUCUUCUCUCUCCCCCUCCUGGCCUCCACUCCGUUCUCCAGUCGCCCGGUUCCAACACUUGGAUCAUCUGCCUCUUGCUCUGGUUCACUACACCAGUUCUUAUUUUGCUCUGGUCCUCUAUUUUGUUUGCUGUACCAAAAGUAUGUGCGGGAGUGAGGAGGCAUCCGAGAUUCAAAGGGAGGACAUGCAUUCCGGUACAAGGAGAGAGGAGAAUUGAGUUUGAAUUCUUCUUGCGGGCGUGGAGACAUGAAGAACGGCAGCGGCGGCGCCUCCGCGCCCAACGCCGGCGGCGGCAGCCUGGCGAUCACCGAGCGGCAGAAGCCGGCGCCGUCGUGCGUGGCGGCGCUGUUCCAGAUGUUCGCCAGGAGGAAGCUCUUCUCCUCGUCCUCAAAGAAGAACAAACUGCUCCCCUCAGUGCGCGCACAGAAGUUCUCGCCUGGGAGACCGGUGAGCGGCGGCGAGAAGACGGAGGCGGCCAAGAUGAGGCCCCUUUUGCUUGAUUCUGCAGAGUACUCAAGGAGCAAAGUUGAAAGCAAUGGCACCAGUCACUACCCACAGUCUGGCCAAGACAGAAACUGCGGUGAGAAUGAAAUGUGUGCUCCCGGAGUGGUAGCCCGGCUGAUGGGUCUCAGCUCGAUGCCGGCUGUGAACCAUCUACGGCCGACCAAAGCCACAGACUCCACCGAGCUCGGUGACCACUGGAAUUCAUGCCCUCAAGAUUGGUCCGGUACAUCUCGGAGCAUAUACACACCACCUCAGAAGCAACAGAAGACAGGGCAGGUCAUAGAUGAUCGGCGGCAGGACAAUGGAAGUCAGUUCAAUGCUCCAGAUACACGGCCAUUGUGGCCACGACGGCAUGUACACAAGGUGGCCUCACCUAUUAAGAGCCCAAGGUCGAUGUCCAGCAGGAACAAGGCUCGGCUGAUUGAAGCAGCAGUCAAGGUUCUGGAACCUGGGUUGCAGUCAAGAACUCGCCGUUUCUCACGGCGACAUGCAUAUUUGGAGUAUUCAUGCAGCAGUGAUGAUGGUGUGCCCGGUGGUGCUGCUGUUUUGCAUAAUUUGUCUGAUCAAUUCUUAAGGGAUAUGUCUGAUGUCGAUGCACAAAGAUUAGGUGCUCACAACAUGGGAGCUACAUCUCAGCACAACUCGACUUCUAAUAAGUGGAUUGAAGAGGAUACUAGCAGAAAGAGUUUUCUGCUUAGGAGGUCAGACCAGAAUGUACCAUGUCAAAUGCAACAUGAAGGAAAUGGCAAGUACUUGCUCACUAGCUCGAGUGAGAACCCUGUGUUUGAGGACAGUGCUAAGAGGACCUCCAAUUGUGUUGCUGUUACAAAUGGAGAUGCCGGAAAAAUUCAGCCUAGGAGCACAUCCCGGGAGAGCGCUCGUCGUGGCCCUCUUAAGCAAAACAACCUGAAGCAGAAUACACUACCUGCAGCUUGUAGAGAGGCAGAUCCAGGAUAUAUGGUCCAAAGAAAUAAACAUAGAAGUGGGGAGCAAAAUGCGGCAAACACAGCUCACGACUUUGUUUCUCUGAACAAAAAGAUGAGUGGCAGUAAAUCUUUGAGGUCAAAAAGGAAGGAGUUGGAUAGAUUUAGUCAGUCACAUACUAAUGCAGAGAACAAGAACAUGACCAUAAAAGGUCGUCAAAGCAGCAGCAUGCAUAGUGAUUCCUCUAACAAACUGAAGGUAAAGACUGUAACUGUAAUGCCAAAAGCUAUGGGGAAAGACAAAAUAAUUGCAAAAGGAGCAGGAUUGGUCAGUGAGAAGCCGAAGUUUGCCAGUCAAAACUGUGCAAGGAAUGAUUUCCAGAGACAGUCAGUUCCAUGCAAUGUUUCAAGGGGUAACAAGAAAUCAGGCAUUAUUUCUUCCAAUUUCAGCUCACCAGUGAAAGUUGAUGCUACUUCUUUGUGUGGUGACAAUUCUACAAGAAUGGGUACCGCUGUUCAGGUAUCUCCAGUCAGUGCUUGCCCUAAGAGACACUCUCGUAGAGACUGGCAAAAUACAUCUCCUCAAAGAGGAUUAGUUUCCAGGGAAGUAUUACAAGGCAUAUCAAGUCUGGAGGCCACAGAAUCAGUUUUCUUUAACCAAGAUGAGUUGAAAAAUAGAGAUAUUCCUGGUGGUAGAACAGCCUCUUCUUUGUUUGAAAAUAAGUGGGCUGUACGUGUUACAGAAGAAUCAUUGAGUGAUGCGCUGCUAUGGCAGCGCAACUCAGUGGAUACUGUGACUUAUGGCUUCAGAGACAAUUCUAAACGGGUCCAGAUGUGUGAAACUCGUAAGAAGCAUGAGGCUGAUGCAAAAGGUUGCGGUCCAUCUCCAUCUAUAUCCAGAGGCAGCAAGAAGAAAACCCAUACAUCUAUUCAGCAAUCUACAUCCGUGGAUGAUGCCUUCAUUCCAUGUAUUCCCCUCAAAACUGCAGAAGCUGCCUUCACCGACUGCCAUCCAACAGACACAUGUACACCGGCUGCUAGCAUGCAAGAUGCAACUACCGAGAGCAACCCCAGGUGUUCCGAACCCAGCUUUGGCCACCACGGUGCUGAACCGUUCGAGCCGGAAUUCCAAGACAGCAAGCUGAAACACCCUGAAGAGGUUACAACAACGGUCGAGCUGCUGCUAACAAACGUCCGCUCUUCUACUCGAGAUAAAUCGAAGGAGCCGUCCAAGACGUUCCUCCUCCGGACAAUUGAGUCCGCUCUGUCCACCUUGACGCCGGGCUCCAAGCAGGAUCCCAACAGCACCAUAAAGGAGGCCAAGGAAGCGAGCUCGCUAAGGAACCUCGCGCUCGAUCUCGUCUGGGACUGCCUUGACUCGAUGUGCACCCAGCUCUGCGACUCGGGUUACAGGUCGUUCACGAAGCUGGGCCUGGUCUGCACCGAGGAGAGGCUGGCUGCAGAGGUCGGGAAGGAGGUCGCCACGUGCGGCGACAUGGCUGGGUGGGGUUUGGACGAACUGGCUGUGAGCGAAGUGGAGAACGCGGUUGAGGCUGGCAUGAAUUCGAUGCUGGAAGCGUUUCAGAUCGGAGCCCAGAUAGAGCAGGAUCUGGUCCAGGAGCUUGUGGACGAGAUGGGGCUUGACUUGUUCAGGCGUUGGUGACUUCAUAAUACAUGAUUGAUAUUUCCUUAGUUAA